GAUUAUUAAGUAAAGCCUUUUAUAAAUUUGAACAGUUGAAAUAUAUUUAUCGACUGCCCGAGAAUGUUUGCCCUCCGACUAUGCACCCAAGUAUCCAGAGUGCCGUUCGAGGCCUUUAAUUUUGGACGCGGUGGCAGCAUGCGAGGCCUCAAGGUCGCCGUCGUGGGUGCGGUGGGUGGCAUUGGUCAGCCGCUGACCCUGCUCCUCAAGCAGAAUCCGCACAUCUCGGUGCUCUCGAUACACGACAUUCGGAACACGGCCGGAGUGGCGGCGGAUCUGUCGCACAUCAAUACCCCGGCCACUGUGUGCAACUUCGAGGGAAAGAGUGGCCUCAAGAAGGCGAUGGAUAAGGCAGAUAUAGUGGUGAUUCCGGCGGGAUUGCCCCGUAAGCCGGGAAUGCGACGUGAGGAUCUGGUGGACGUGAAUGCCAGCGUGGCCUGCGAGGUGGCCCAUGCGGCCAGUGCCGUUUGUCCCGGCGCCCUGCUCGCCUUCAUCACGAAUCCCAUCAAUGUGAUAGUACCCAUCGUUGCCACGAUCCUCAAGGCGAAGGGAACGUAUGAUCCGAACCGACUCUUUGGUGUGACGACCCUCGAUGUGGUGCGAUCGAAGACUUUUAUCGGUGACAUCCUUAACGUUGACCCAAGGACUGUGGAUUUGCCCGUCAUCGGUGGCCACACCGGCCACACCAUCCUGCCCAUCCUGUCGCAGUGCCAACCGCUUUACAAGGGCUCCGACGAGGAGCGUCAGGCCCUGAUCCGUCGCAUCCAGGAGGCGGGCACAGAGGUGGUCAAGGCCAAGGAUGGCCUCGGAUCGGCCACCCUAUCGAUGGCCUAUGCCGCCUAUCACUUCGUGGAGUCGCUAAUUAAGGGAAUAAAGGGAUCGAAGGACGAGUGCAUUGUGGAGUGUGCCUAUGUGGAUUCGGAUGUCACCGAGGCCAAGUUCUUUGCCACCCAGCUCAUCCUGGGACCCCAGGGCAUCAAGGAGAACAUCGGACUCCCCGAAAUGGACGAUGAGGAGAAGCAGGCCCUCGAGUGCAUGCUGCCAAACUUGAAGAAGAGUAUCGAAAACGGAAUUAAGUUGGGCGAGGAAAUGUCCUGUUGACUUUAAUUAAAAUAUUUUUAAUGACUUUGAUUUUUAGAAUCAAUAAAAUAAAUUAGUUAGUUUUUCAUUAAAAAAAAGUA
Messenger RNA from Drosophila rhopaloa, 1181 nucleotides. RefSeq names its product malate dehydrogenase 1, mitochondrial. Gene Ontology annotation, biological process: tricarboxylic acid cycle; malate metabolic process. Lineage: Eukaryota; Metazoa; Arthropoda; Insecta; Diptera; Drosophilidae. The record is from RefSeq and is a predicted model, not a curated record. Gene Ontology annotation, cellular component: cytoplasm; mitochondrion. Gene Ontology annotation, molecular function: L-malate dehydrogenase (NAD+) activity. The coding region runs from base 64 to 1101 and encodes 345 amino acids. The transcript has a single exon.